GAAACAGAGUAAGAACAGGGACGACCUGAAUAUUUAGAACACAGAGGGAAAGAUGGAAAAAAGAUUAAAUAUAGUGUUUAUUGCAACCUUGGCCAUUGCAGCUUUGUUCCAGAGCUCGUUGGCACAAAGAGAUUACGUUGUUGGCGAUGCUUUAGGCUGGGUUAUUCCUCCAGGUUCCUCUACUUAUCCCACAUGGGCAGCAAACAGGACUUUCGCAGUCGGCGAUACACUCGUGUUUAAUUUCAUUAAUGGAGCGCACGAUGUCACGAAGGUGACGAGGGCUAACUAUGAUUCUUGCAAUGGUGGGAAUCCUCUUCUUAUGUUUUCGAAUAGCCCUGCGAAUGUUACCCUCAACGAAACCGGUAGUCAUUACUUCAUCUGCGCGUUUUCCGGCCAUUGCAGUGCCGGUCAGAAACUGGCGAUCAACGUUAGUGCUUCUGGUUCGUCUCCGGCUCCUCAGCCGUCAACCGCCGCUCCUCAGCCUUCUCCGCGUCCUCAACCUACCAUUCCACCAGCUCCUAGUCCUAGUCCUAUGCCGUCUACCCCUGCUCCAGCGCCUCAAGGUGUUUCGCCGGCACCUGUAUCUGGUCCGACGACUUACACUGUUGGAGAUACCUCGGGAUGGGUUGUACCAACUAACGGUUCUUCGAUGUACCAAACAUGGGCUAAUGACAAGAACUUCAUGGUCGGAGACAUUCUAGUUUUCAACUAUGUUACUGGUACCCAUGAUGUGCUCGAGGUAUCGAGAGCAGCUUAUCAGCCAUGCAAUGUAACCAAUCCAAUUUCAAACUGGACCACCGGACCAACAAGAGUCACUCUCAGGACGCCCGGCGACCACUACUACAUCUGCGGCGUCCCCGGCCACUGCUCUGCCGGGCAACGGCUGGCUAUCAAUGUCUCCACCAGCUCCACAGCAACCCCACCAUCCUCCACCAACGGCCCCUCUUCUCCCACCAAUCCUUCAUCUCCCGCCGGAGAUAAUAAUGCCACUCCACCGGCGCCGGGCACCUCAGCAGCAUCUCUGGCUUCUGCGAGUCUCUCAGCUACUUUCGUGUCUCUGAUUGUAGUUUUCUUCAUGUAAUUUAAAUAUAGUGUU
This is a messenger RNA of Hibiscus syriacus, 1096 nucleotides long. RefSeq names its product blue copper protein-like. Lineage: Eukaryota; Viridiplantae; Streptophyta; Magnoliopsida; Malvales; Malvaceae. The transcript is spliced from 4 exons. The coding region runs from base 53 to 1081 and encodes 342 amino acids. Gene Ontology annotation, cellular component: plasma membrane. Gene Ontology annotation, molecular function: electron transfer activity. The record is from RefSeq and is a predicted model, not a curated record.